Molecule: messenger RNA, 3195 nt
Organism: Hordeum vulgare subsp. vulgare (domesticated barley)
Lineage: Eukaryota; Viridiplantae; Streptophyta; Magnoliopsida; Poales; Poaceae
Product: probable ion channel POLLUX
Exons: 12
Coding region: 1-2811 (936 amino acids)
Biological process (GO): monoatomic ion transport
Source: RefSeq, a predicted model, not a curated record
AUGGCGGAGAGCGACGGCGGCGAGGCGGACCCCGGCGCCGGCCGGGCGGCCGGCGCCGACGACCCGGCCCCGCGCACGCAGCGGCCGCAGCUCGCCAAAUCGCGCACCAUCUCCGGCUCCGCCGCCGCAUCCGCCGAGAUAAGACGGGGCGGGAGGGACGGCGGCAUCCUCGCUCGCCGCUCCUCGGCGGCGGUCGCCGCCCUCCCGCCGGUGCCGGGCCGGCUCACCGUCGCCGUGGACGACCCCUCCCACGCGGCGCCCAACGCCGGCGUGCUCGACCGCGACUGGUGCUACCCGUCCUUCCUCGGCCCGCACGCCUCGCGCCCGCGCCCGCCGCGCCAGCAGCAGACGCCGCCGCCCGCCUCCGCCGCCCGUCGGAACCCUAGCGGCAACCCCGCCACCACGCGGAGGGUGGCGGCCUCGCAGCGGGACGAGGAGAAGUCGCUGGCCUCCGUGGUCAAGCAGUCCGCGCUGCUCGGGGAGAGGAGGCCGCUCUCGCCGCCGCCGCCGCCCCCCACGCGCGCCCGCCGAUUCGAUCUCUCCCCGUACUGCCUCCUGCUCUUGCUGGUCGUAACCGCCACAAGCUCUUCCCUGGCCUUCUGGCAGUGGAUGAAAGUGUUGGGGCUCCAGAAGAAGAUCAGAUCAUGCAGUGGUGGUGGUGCUGAUGCUGUGGACAGUGAGGAAACUGCUGAGACAUCCUGGGUUCUGGGGGACCCUGGUUCAGGGUUUGUUACCUCCGAGAGCUGGAAAUUAGCUCCGAUGCUUGCUCUGGCAAUACCGAUAUUCCUUUUUAAAUACGCUGAGCAGCUGCGACGGAAGAAAGAAAAUUCCAGUAGGACGAGAAGUACCGAGGAAGAAGUGCCUCUCGAGAAGCGGAUCGCUUACAAGGUUGAUGUGUUCUUCUCAGGGCAUCCGUAUGCUAAGCUGCUCGCCCUCCUGAUCGCCACUGUAAUUCUCAUCGCCUCGGGCGGCAUUGCGCUGUAUUCUGUUAGUGGCAGUGGGUUCCUGGAGGCUAUUUGGCUUUCUUGGACUUUUGUGGCAGAUUCAGGAAACCAUGCUGACCAGGUUGGCCUGGGUCCAAGGAUUGUGUCCGUGUCGAUUAGCGCCGGUGGCAUGCUGGUGUUUGCCACGAUGCUCGGGCUUGUGUCAGAUGCGAUAUCGGAGAAGGUAGAUUCCUGGCGUAAGGGGAAAAGUGAGGUGAUAGAGGUCAACCAUAUACUAAUCCUCGGAUGGAGCGACAAGCUGGGCUCUCUUCUGAAGCAGCUAGCUAUAGCGAAUAAAAGUAUUGGUGGUGGUGUAGUUGUUGUUCUGGCAGAAAGAGACAAGGAAGAGAUGGAGAUGGACAUAGGAAAGCUAGGAUUUGACUUCAUGGGAACAUCUGUAAUAUGUAGAAGCGGCAGCCCUCUAAUCCUAGCAGAUCUAAAGAAGGUUUCUGUUUCCAAAGCGCGUGCUAUUAUUGUCUUAGCAUCUGAUGAAAAUGCAGACCAAAGUGAUGCACGAGCUUUGCGUGUCGUACUGAGCCUGACUGGAGUAAAAGAGGGCUUAAGGGGGCAUAUUGUUGUAGAGAUGAGUGACCUUGACAAUGAACCUUUAGUGAAAUUGGUUGGAGGCGAACUAAUUGAAACAGUUGUUGCCCAUGAUGUCAUUGGACGUUUGAUGAUACAGUGUGCACUCCAACCUGGCUUGGCACAGAUAUGGGAGGAUAUUUUGGGAUUUGAAAAUGCAGAAUUCUAUAUAAAAAGAUGGCCAGAAUUGGAUGGCAUGCGGUUUGGGGAUGUGUUAAUCUCAUUCCCUGAUGCUGUGCCCUGCGGAGUGAAGCUUGCGUCAAGAUUUGGAAGUAUAUUAAUGAAUCCGGAUGAUGAUUAUGUUUUAAGAGAAGGUGAUGAGAUCCUUGUUAUAGCCGAAGAUGAUGAUACUUAUGCACCUGCUCCUCUACCAGAGGUGCAUAAGGGCUUUCUACCUAAUGUUCCCACCCCUCCUAAAUAUCCAGAGAAAAUCUUGUUCUGUGGUUGGCGACGUGACAUCCACGAUAUGAUAAUGGUUCUAGAAGCAUUUCUUGCUCCAGGUUCUGAAUUGUGGAUGUUCAAUGAGGUGCCAGAGAAGGCGAGGGAGACAAAACUGACUGACGGUGGUAUGGAUAUUCUUGGACUAACAAACAUUAAACUUGUGCACAAAGAAGGGAAUGCUGUCAUCAGGCGGCACCUAGAAAGCUUGCCUCUUGAGACCUUUGAUUCUAUUUUAAUUCUUGCAGAUGAGUCGGUGGAGGACUCCAUUGUACAAUCAGAUUCACGGUCCUUAGCUACACUUCUUCUAAUUCGUGACGUUCAGUCCAAACGUCUUCCGUCAAAGGAGUCAAAAUCACCUCUACAUCACAAUGGCUUCUCUCACAGCUCCUGGAUUCGGAAGAUGCAGCAUGCAUCGGACAAAUCAAUAAUAAUCAGUGAGAUACUGGACUCAAGAACUAGAAACCUUGUAUCUGUCUCCAAAAUCAGCGAUUAUGUCCUGUCAAAUGAACUUGUCAGUAUGGCAUUAGCAAUGGUAGCAGAAGACAAGCAAAUCAACAGAGUUCUCGAGGAACUUUUUGCUGAGGAGGGCAACGAGAUGUGCAUAAGGUCGGCUGAGUUUUACCUGUACGAGCAAGAGGAAUUGAGUUUCCUGGACAUAAUGGUGAGGGCUCGUGAGAGAGACGAGAUUGUGAUCGGCUACCGGCUCGCCAACACCGAUGAGGCAAUCAUUAAUCCAGAACACAAGUCAGAGAUUAAGAAGUGGUCUCUAGACGAUGUGUUUGUUGUGAUUGCGAAAGGUGACUGACUAGUUUUACAAUGUCAUCUCACUUUUUUGGAAGCGCAAGUGUAUACCAUGAUAGUAAUAAUAGUAGUACAAUACUAAUCCAUGCUAGCUGAUAGAAAUGAUAACUGGGCAAAACAUAUGUGGAAGUACAGUCGUGAUCUCGCCCAGGCCAUUAGCACUGUAACAUGUUGAUUCCUGUCGUCUCCGUAGCAUUCAGUUCGGGACGUAGAUAACUUUGGCGCCCCAGCCUGAGAUUGUUGCUGAUGAGUAAAUAAGCAGUACAGUGGGUCAAUGCAGUAGGAAUAGCUUGUGAUUCAUGUUGUAUUAUGUAAGCUCGCAGCUAAUUAUUGAAUCCAUGCUGUGUCGAUGUUCAAAGGAAAGAGGGCAUGCAGUGUAUUAUGUGAA